This is a messenger RNA of Pelodiscus sinensis (Chinese soft-shelled turtle), 2938 nucleotides long. The record is from RefSeq and is a predicted model, not a curated record. NCBI's taxonomy places the organism in Eukaryota, Metazoa, Chordata, Testudines, Trionychidae.
AGCCUGGGUAUCUGAGGGUACCGGGGCGGGGGGGAGGCGCAUGUUGCGCUCAGCCAUGCUGCUCUGCUGUGUACCUAGUCUCCGGCGCAGUGCUGUGGUCUGGAUUGUUUCUUUGCUCACCCAUAUGGAGACGAUCUUGUCACGGAACGUGGCAGUUUGUAAAAGUUCAGUUUUAAUAGGCAAUGCUGCAGAUGUUUUAUCCAACGACAAAUUCUCCUCCUAUAGUCUCCAUUGCCUACUGACAUGGAGAGCAACAAAUUGGAAACGAAACCCCGCAGUUAAAUGACUUCACCCCUCAAAUAUCGUUUACAUUUUUUUAAAAAUUGUUGCUGAAGUGAGAGGGUAAAAUGUUGUAAAAAUGCUUCAUUUUAUGUCAGAUGCACAGGGUGUUGAGAGGCUGUAUCUUUUACUGGACCCGUUUCUGUCAGUGAAAGAGACAAACGUACAUAGAACUCUUCUUCAGGCCCUGGGAUCAACAAGGCUAUUUCAUUUGGCAGCACAAAAAGUAUAAAAGUUCAGCAAUACAUAAUAAUUUUUUUCUCCCAUCAAUUGUCUACUUUUUUGUACUUUCUGUAAACACUUUGGGGGCAGGGACUGCCUGCCUCUUGCUGUAUAUACAACCCCCCACCCCGAUCUCUCUUGGGAUCUUUAGGUGAUGCUGCCAUGAUUAACAGAAGGAUGCAAAUCCCCAAGUGUAAUAAUGUAAAUGUAUUGUCAGAGCUAUAGUACUGGUCUCCCAUUCAAGGAAAAGACACUGAGUGCACAAUACAGAGAGACCAAAACAGAAGCAAUAUUUAUCCAUAAUUAUGACAAUGGUGUACUACGCCUAUGCAAAUAAACUGGUCAAAUGGCACAAGGGAACAGAGUUUCAGACCAGAAGCCUCUGGGCUGUUGGUCAGUCAAACAAGAUCAGACAAUCACAUGCCCAGCUGUAUGUAACUUUGAAACUGGUGAAUACAUUGCUGUCCAUGAUGAUAAGGUUUUAAGAAUAUGGAAGGAUGAAGACAUGAAUUUGGAUAAAGUGUUUAAAGCAACACUGACAGCGGAGGUAUAUCGGAUACAUUCACUACCUGACACAGAGCCACUUGUGCUAUUCAAGAGGGGUGCUGUGCGAACCUUAGAUGCUCUGCUGGCAGCACCGCAACAAGAAAUUGAAAAUGUUAUCUCAGAUGAAGACAUUAGGUGGAGUGAUGCUUUCAUGGAAACUCAACAACCUGUUUUAAUUUUUAUUACUGAGAAAAAUGGGAAUUAUUUUGUGUAUGUGCAGAAGGUUAACCCAAAUAUCCUACACAAGUACAAGCUUGAACUAGAAGAAUCAUUCCAUCCACUGUGUUUUACAACAUAUACAAAAAACAAGAUUCUCACACUCCUAUGUUUGUAUUCUAAUGGAUGUGUAUAUAAGAUUCUGGUGUCACUGCAACAAAGUGUCCAAGAGGAACAGCAAAUUCUGUCCAAAUCAUUACUGCUCAAAAUUGUAGAGUCUGGCACUGUUCUAAAAGGAGCUUCAUUAGCUGUUCUCGAUAAAGAUCAUGUUGCAGUACUCGGAUGUUUGGAUUCUCCACCUACUAUUGCUAAAGCAUGCCUCUCUAUAUGGAAUACAAAAUUUCAAACAUUGCAGACUUCAAAAGAACUACCACAGGGAACUUCAGGACAAUUGUGGUGUUACGGAGAGAAAUUUUUUUUAACACAUGGGAAGGUGCUAACUGUAAUCCUAUACAAGUGUGAAAUGUCAUCCUUGGCAGCUGCUGUUGGAAAACUCAAGGAUACUCAAACCUCAAGCAUGAGAACUGUGUUUUCAUCUGUAAAUUGGAAUAUGCUUCAUGAAGAACAUCUGACAUCUCCACACACAGAGCAACCUGUAAUAGCUAAAAAUGAAUCCAAGAGAAAUUUAAGAUCAAGAAGGAGUAAUGUUGCAAAAGUGCAGCCACAGACCCUUACAGUUGAACAGCUUUUAUCAGAUAUAAAGGAUUCUUCUCAGAAAGAUAUUGAAGAGGAAUUGAGACAGUUCUUGUUGAAUGCACAGAUGUCAGAUUUCCAAGCUACUGUUGGAUAUGUCAUAACAGGUCUUGUGAACAGGUGUAAAACAGAGCCAACCUUCUACCCUCGGAAUUCCCUGGUGCAGUUGAUCCAGACACAAGGACUCUCUUACAGUUUGUGCCCAGACUUAAUGACAGUUGCCUUGGAGAAGACAGAUGUGCAUUUGUUGCAACUCUGUCUACAGCAAUUCCCUGACAUUCCUGAAGCAGUUACCUGUGUUUGCUUGAAGGCUUUCUUAAGCAUUAAUGACGAUAGCCUUGAAGGAACAAAUGUGAAUUUAGAUUCAGUCAUCAAUUACAUCAAUAUUACGCCCAAUGAGCAAGUAAAAAAACAAACUGAAACUCUACAGAAUGGCUUCAGUUCUGAAUUGAUGGAGGAGGACGGCUGUGAUAUUCAAUUAACGCAGAAACCCUGUGCAAAAGAGACGGAAGAAUUAUGCCCUGUUGGACCACAAAAGGCAGCAUUACUAAAUGCCAUUCUCCGUUCAGCAUACAGUGAAACAUUUCUCUUGCCUCAUCUGAAAGAUCUUUCAGCUCAGCAAGUCAUCCUGUUUCUCCGGUAUUUGCAGUUCCUAUAUGUGAAGUAUAGUGAAAAAUUUAGUACAGAUCUUCCUGGCAUGUUUUCUCCAACCAUAAACCAGAUUAUGGAUUGGAUGUGCUUGGUACUAGAUGCUCAUUUUACUGUUGUGGUUAUGCUACCAGAAGCAAAAGGAUUGCUAUGUAGCUUGCAUAAGUUUGUGAGAGCACAGGUACGAUUUUACUCUGAACUCAACAAGAUCGAAGGAAGUUUGCAAGAGCUACAAAGACUAAAACACCAAAAAGACUUUGGAUUAUAUUCUAUUGAAAUGUUGGAACUUGUUUGAAUUUGAUAUGCAUUUUUCAUAAACUUAUUUUUUAUUUAA